UGCGCUGAUGGGCCUGCGCCUUUGUGCGGCCCGCGCGGCCAUUGGCCGCCGAGUGUGGGAACGGCCGCGCUGCCCCGGCCCCAGGCGCCAGCCCGCCGCGCGCGCCUAUAUAGGAGCCCGCGCGCCGGGCCCGGGACGCGCCGGCCCGCCCGCCCGCCGCCCGCACGCAUGGCCCCCAGCACCGUGGCCGUGGAGCUGCUCAGCCCCAAAGAGAAAAACCGACUGCGCAAGCCCGUGGUGGAGAAGAUGCGCCGCGACCGCAUCAACAGCAGCAUCGAGCAGCUGAAGCUGCUGCUCGGACAGGAGUUCGCCCGGCGCCAGCCCAACUCCAAGCUGGAGAAGGCGGACAUCCUGGAGAUGGCCGUCAGCUACCUGAAGCACAGCAAAGCGUUCGUCGCCGCCGCGGGCCCCAAGAGUCUGCAGCAGGACUAUAGCGAGGGCUACUCGUGGUGCCUGCAGGAAGCCGUGCAGUUCCUGACGUUGCACGCGGCCAGCGACACGCACAGGAAGCUGCUCUACCACUUCCAGAGACCCCCGGUCGCGCCCGCAGCGCCGGCCGCGCCUGCCAAGGAGGCCCCGCCUGCGCCCGCGCUCACCCCGGCCAAGGCCGCGGCCGCGGCCGCCCGCCAGCCCGCCAGCGGCCUCUGGCGGCCCUGGUGACCCUCACGCCCGCCCCAGGCCGCCCGGGCCCCUGCGAGGAGGGCAGCGCCCCCAAGGCGCGCUUCAGGCUGCGGGCGGCCGGAGGGUCGUUCUCAGAGAAUGCUCCGGUCACUGGGUCACUGCGGGCCAGGAGGCGCCGGCCAGUGUCUGACCCCCAGGGGUCGUUCUGUGCUUGCAUUUCAGCAAGUGACUUCUGAGAAGUCCCCGCCUGGGCGCGGGGUGCUAUGACGUUCGUAGGAGCGGGGCGGCCCAGUGCCUGGCCCCGCCAGUAGCCGGUUUCCGGCCCGCCGGCCGCGUGCGCGGGCACAUUUGCCUUUUGUAAAGGCAGGACUGGGGUGCAUCCUCAUAGGACAGAGGCAGCUGGGGUGGGGCAGGGCGCGGGCGUCUAUGAUCCUUACAGGAUCCACGUGUGGGUGGGUGCGUGGAGCGGGCA
Molecule: messenger RNA, 1093 nt
Organism: Sorex araneus (European shrew)
Lineage: Eukaryota; Metazoa; Chordata; Mammalia; Eulipotyphla; Soricidae
Gene: HES5
Product: hes family bHLH transcription factor 5
Exons: 3
Coding region: 169-660 (163 amino acids)
Biological process (GO): regulation of neurogenesis; anterior/posterior pattern specification; regulation of transcription by RNA polymerase II
Cellular component (GO): nucleus
Molecular function (GO): DNA-binding transcription factor activity, RNA polymerase II-specific; RNA polymerase II cis-regulatory region sequence-specific DNA binding; protein dimerization activity
Source: RefSeq, a predicted model, not a curated record